AUCAAUUCUCUUAGAAAGCACAACCAAUCUGAAAAUAUGCGACAAUUAGCAGUUCUUUUGAAUUUAUUGGCGCUUGUGUAUUCAUGGGUUAACGAAUACGACCGGCCUUUCACUUUCACGUGUCCUCAACACCAAUCCGUUCAUCGAGUAGUUAGUCAUCAUGACAAUGGAAAAGAGGAUAGGGUGUUCGAUUUUCAGUGUUCCAGUUCCACGACCGACUCAGAGAGUUGCUUUUGGACAGAUUACGUCAAUGACUUCGAUCACCCUGUAGUAUUCCAGUGCCCACAUGGGGGCGUGCUUGACGGCGUCAGUAGUUACCAUAGCAAUCAUAACGAGGACAGGCGCUUUCGGUUCUACUGUUGUGAAAAACCUGGAAUGUGCCUCUACAACUGUUUCUACAGCGGCUGGGCCAAUAGUUAUGAUGGGGACUUGGAUUACACGGUACCAGCAGGUCACGUGAUGAGAGGAUGGACAAGUAUCCAUGACAACGGUCACGAGGACAGGGUUUUCGAUUUUGAUGUGUGUCUGAUGCAACAGUGUGUGGAUAUAGGAAAUCCCGGCGAAUCGGUCAUUGGAAGGAGACAAUUGAAUAACACCACAACUCCAUUUUUCAUCCACCUGUUCCUGGGAGUGGACUCCUGGGUCAAUGACUACGACAAACCUUUCACCUUUACCUGUCCCCAGCAUCAGUCCAUCCACAGGGUCGUCAGUCACCAUGAAAACAGGCCUGAGGAUCGAGUGUUUGACUUCCAAUGCAGUCCAUAUGCUGCGAACUCUGAGAGCUGUUUCUGGUCAGGGUAUGUAAACAAUUUUGAUAAACCAGUAGCCUUCCAAUGCCCUAAUGGUGGUAUUCUAGAUGGUGUUAGUAGUUUCCAUGACAACGGCGCUGAGGACAGACGUUUUCGUUUCUACUGUUGCGAAAAACCAGCGACAGGUAACAUGCAUCUAGUCACAGUAUUCUUCCUGUUGAGGAUUCUGGGAGUGUAUACAUGGGUCAAUGAAUACGAUCAACCCUUCACAUUCACGUGUCCUCAACACCAAUCCAUCAGCAGGGUAGUCAGUCACCAUGACAACAGACGGGAGGAUCGAGUGUUCGAUUUACAGUGUACUACGUAUACAGAGAAAACGGAGAAUUGUUCCUGGACAGAUUUCGUGAACAAUUUUGACCAACCUCUAGCUUUCCAGUGUCCAAACGGCGCUGUACUGGACGGCAUAGGUAGUUACCAUGACAACCAUCAAGAGGACAGGCGCUUCAAGUUUUACUGUUGUGAAAAACCAGGAAUGUGCCUCUACAACUGUUUCUACAGCGGCUGGGCCAAUAAGUACGACGGGGACUUGGAUUACACGGUACCAGCUGGUCACGUGAUGAGAGGGAUGGUCAGUGUUCAUGAUAACGGUCCGGAGGACCGAAUUUUUGAUUUUGAUGUUUGCCUGAUGCAGGAAUGCAUUGACGUGUGA
Messenger RNA from Ostrea edulis (European flat oyster), 1458 nucleotides. RefSeq lists its product as uncharacterized. Bases 37 to 1458 code for a protein of 473 amino acids. Lineage: Eukaryota; Metazoa; Mollusca; Bivalvia; Ostreida; Ostreidae. The record is from RefSeq and is a predicted model, not a curated record. The transcript is spliced from 13 exons.